Arachis stenosperma is the source of this 2825-nucleotide messenger RNA. RefSeq lists its product as uncharacterized. The record is from RefSeq and is a predicted model, not a curated record. Gene Ontology annotation, cellular component: nucleus; DNA replication factor C complex. The coding region runs from base 112 to 2196 and encodes 694 amino acids. Gene Ontology annotation, biological process: DNA-templated DNA replication; DNA repair. The transcript has 9 exons. Gene Ontology annotation, molecular function: DNA clamp loader activity. Lineage: Eukaryota; Viridiplantae; Streptophyta; Magnoliopsida; Fabales; Fabaceae.
ACUAACUUGUCUUCUUAGUUUCUUUCUCACUUUCUAACUAUAAACACCAUUCAUUGUAGUGGUGACAGUGUUGUAUUGAGAGGUUGACACUUUUUCUUUAUUUUUUCAACCAUGGAUAAUAACCGGUUUUCAUCGCAGAAACACUCUACCAAGAGUGGUUAUGAGCCGUCAGACACAGAGACAGAGUGGCAAGAGGUUCCGAGACAUGAACGAGAAAGAAAGAACAUUGCUUUGGAUUCUGAAGAUGCAAAAGCUUUCACUCUAAUUGCCAAGAGUCCAUUGGCACUACACAGGAGGCACCAAUACAACCAUUCCAAGUUCGAAACUGAAACCUCAUCAGCCACCACAACAAUAGCUUCUGUUCCAAGCCAACCUCGGAGAAGACAACACCAUAGCAAGUCACCCUUUAAGCUUCGAGUAGCUGGCGAUGAUGAUGGCGAUGAUACUGAUGAUCAUGGUCCCCCACCAUCACCCAUAAGAGGUUUGAACACAAGGAGAAAUAUAAGCCCUUUGCCAAAACCAGAUGUUGGGAGAACCGUGUCUCCUUACAGCAGAAAGCAUCACGGUUCUUCAGGUCAUGUUGAAGUGGAAAGAGUGGUUGAUAAGUCAAACUAUAAAAGAUCAGUGACAGCACCAAGGUUGAGGGAACAGCAGAGAAGAACUACGUCUCCAAUGGCCAGAGGCAUGGUUCUCAAUGCACCUUCAGUGGCAGAGAUCAAUGAAAUCAUAGCAGAGGUGAAACUAUCCAAUGACCCUAGCACUUUGGAUGAGUCAAUGACUUCCACCACUGAGUCUAUUCAACCGGGUGAUCUUUUCUUCUCACGAGAAAGCAGUGCCUUGCAAGGCAAGAAACCUUCGCUGUUGCCCCAAAAACUUCAACAAUAUGGAUAUUAUAGUCCAAGUCCUGCAGGAACCGCCAUGAGUCCCCACAUUAGAGGUCUCCCUGCUUCUUCCGUUGAGGAUGAAAGCAACGGAAAUGGCAUGAACAUCCGAGGAAUCGCCUCAUCCGGUGUGUCUCGAUCAAGUUCAGCUGUUACAAGCAGAAAGGGCGGUAGCAGUAUGACGAGCGAUGGUAGUGUGAAGACAACUGAUAGCAUGAGGAAAUUCACAGCCAACAGGAAGAAGAGCCAGAAGGAUGCAUCAUGGUUUGCUUGCAUGAGGACAGGAAACUGCAGGACAUCGAUGAAAUCGCCGGAGCGUAAAAGGCCAAUUGAGACUUCUUUCAUUGGCAGGGCUAUUGUGGUGGAAAGCCUCCCACAAUUCUGGGCUGAUAAGCACCAACCUGCUUCACUUAAUGGCUUCAUUUGCAACAAACAAGAAGCUCAACUUCUCAAGGAAUUAGUUUCUCAGGGCUCUUGCCCUCAUAUUCUGCUCAAAGGACCCUCCGGUUCUGGGAAAAGAGAACUAGCAAUGGCUCUUCUACGCGAAAUAUAUGGUGAUGCAUGCUGCAAUAUGUCCCAUGAGUUAAGGAGCUUCCCUAUUCAGGACAAGAGGCCUAUCAAAGUAUGUGUUUCAAUAGCAUCUAGUGCACAUCACAUGGAGCUCAAUGUAAGCAUGGAACCAAAUGCUAAAUAUGCUUUGCUGGGAUUAAUCAAAGAAAUUAGCAAUAUAUAUGCAAUGACACCCGAAGUCAGUAAUGUUAAUUUCAAGCCUGAUUAUAAAGUAAUACUUCUUUAUGGCGUUGAUAAAGCAGUGGAGAACAUCCAGCACAUGAUUAAAUGGAUUAUAGACCGGUAUUCGGAUAUAUGUAAACUAGUUCUCUGCUGUGAAGAUGAUGCAGCCAUUGUUGAGCCUGUUAAAAACCGUUUUAAAAUUAUCAAAGUUGAUGCACCUCAAACUCACCAAAUUGCUGAAGUUCUUAUUCAUAUAGCAAAGAAAGAGGAAAUUGAUGUGUCCCUUAAUUUUGCCGCAAAGAUUGCCAUAAAAUCAAAGCAAAACCUGAGGAAAGCUAUCAUGGCACUCGAAGCUUGCAAGGCGCACAACUAUCCAUUUUCAGAAGAACAACCUAUUCCAAUUGGAUGGGAGGACAUGGUAAUAGAAGUAGCUGCAGAGAUUCUAGCUGAUCCAUCAUUUUCACGGCAAGAAAUUCUCCUGAAAAGAAUUGAGGUCAGCUUAAAAAGAGAAGUUUACUAUUGGCAUGCUUAUUAUGUGAGUUUCUCCUUCCAUGACCAUGCCAUUUUCCUUUCUUUCUUUUAAAUUAGUAACCAAAUUAAAGACUAUACAUAUGUAUUGUAUAUGAUUAACAGGAAAGAAGACUGCCACCCGGAACAACAGCUUUACUAAAGUUAGAAGAAUUUGUGGCCAAGUUCAUGAGCAUAUACAGAAAAAGCUGCGGUACUCAACAAUAUGUGUAGGUUAACAUGGAUGUCGUUCAGCUAAGAGUGCUGAAAAUCAUAUGAUCAGCAGUAACUAAUGCUUGCUUGUUUCUGCUGGAAUCACUCAGCAUACAAGAACGGAAAGUGUUGCUGAGAUAAGACAGAUACACAGAGACACAGAGACACGAAUAUCAAUUGAAAUCAGUUUCUGCAUCUUAUGUUAUUUAACACAUACAAUAAUUCAACACUUAUCAUCGAGUAUCGCGUUGUGCUAUUAGCCUAUUAUGCAGGCGCAAUAUGUUCCAGUAUAUUGUUGAUUACAUAUAAUUAAUUGAGUUAGCCGCCAUGUGAAGCAUCUGGUAUAUUAUUAAUUAAUUAAUUGAUUAAUGCAGCAAGUUCCCGAUCGAUAUGUUCCAUAUAUGAAAUCCAAAAGGAAUUGCAUCGAGUCGUCCAGAAUGUUUUAAUGUUUUAAGGGAAUGUCUUUGAUGGAAAAAGAAUAAUUAAGAGUUU